Molecule: messenger RNA, 2143 nt
Organism: Chlamydomonas reinhardtii
Lineage: Eukaryota; Viridiplantae; Chlorophyta; Chlorophyceae; Chlamydomonadales; Chlamydomonadaceae
Exons: 8
Coding region: 76-2076 (666 amino acids)
Biological process (GO): ceramide biosynthetic process; sphingolipid catabolic process
Cellular component (GO): cell periphery; membrane; endoplasmic reticulum
Molecular function (GO): glycerophospholipase activity
Source: RefSeq, a predicted model, not a curated record
GCAAUAGUUGAGCACAAGUCUGGACCAUACCGACCACCUGAAACGCGCCAGCGCCGGCUCGGUGGCGAGCAAAACAUGCAUAAUGCCGACGUGCAUCAUCGCGCGGGACCAGGGGUGCAGGCCGUCACAGCCACGACACGUGCCGCGACCGGCGCCAGCGACAGCGCCGCGUGCAUCUGGCUGCCGGAACUCAUCAGCCACAUCGCCGACUUCAUGCCGCGUAAUGAAGUGGCGUGUUGCUUGCGCCUGGUCAACCGCGCAGCCGCGGCAGCCCUGCAGGGCGCACGCUACACCACCAUCCGGCUAUCGGAGCACGUGCCUCACGCUGCCUUCGCGCGGCGCUGGGCCGCGCCCGAUGCGUCGCGCCGCCUCACGUCGGCCCAGCGCCGUCAGCUGCUCGCGCUCACCGCCGCCGCCGGCGAGACCCGCAAUCUGCAGCUGCUGCUGAAGCACCAGUGGGCGGGCGCCCUCACGCCGGAGCUGUUCUGUGCGGCGGCGGCGGGCGGGCACCUGGCGGCAUGCGAGCUGCUGCGCCGCCGCGGCUGCCCCUGGGGCUCCUGGACUACCGCCGCCGCCGCAGGCGCGGGCCGGCGGGCGGUAGUUGAGUGGCUUGUGGCAAGCGGCGUGCCUCAAGGCUGGGACUGGCGCUCGGCGCAGGCGGCUGCCAAGGCAGGCCACGUGGAGCUGGCGGCGUGGCUGCUGCCUCGCGUGGCAACCAGCAUGACACACUACAAGAGCAGCUUCCUGGCAGCUGCUGCUGAGGGCUGCACACUCCGUGACCUGCGGCGCUUCAUGCUUCAGGUGCUGGGCGGUCAGCCGCCGGCGGCGGUGGCCGCGGCAGCCGCGGCGGAAGCAGCGGUGGCGGCGGAGGCAGACAUGGAGGUAGCGCAGGAGGCGCGGGGCUGUCGCACGGAGCCGGGCUCAGACGCAACAGCGCCGGGAUCGGGAUCGGGAUCGGGAUCGGGACCGGGAUCGGGAUCCACCAGCCAAACGACGUCGGGCGAGGAAGAGGACGAGGGCGAGGGCGAGGCGGACGAGGUAGAGAGCCCAGAGGAGCUCUUCACAGACCUGUUCCAGGACGCAGCCGCGCCGCUGAGCCCGGCGGAGGCGCCGCAUAGCGCUAUGGCGUCCAUCCAGGCGGUGCGGCGGUGCGGCGACUGGCGGCAACGGCUGGACUGGCUGGCAGGGCGCGGCUACCGGCUCAGCGCAGUGGCCGCCAGCGCGGCGGCGGAUGCCGGGAACGCGGAGGCCUUGGAGUAUCUGCUGGGCCGGGUGCCGUCUGCGUCGUAUGGCCGCGAGAUCAGCUCUUGCGCUGCGCGCGGUGACCUGCCUGUGCUGCGCCUGCUGCGGCCCUACAUGGCGCGCAUGAUCGCAGCAGAUGCGGCCGAAAUGGCUGCGACGCACGGGCAGCUGGAGGUGGUGGCUUGGCUGUUGGAGGGCGCAGCAGACAUGCGCCAGGAGCCUGGUGCAGAUGGCGGCAGCGAUAUAUACAGCGCAGGCGGCAGAGGAAGUGGCGGCGGCGGUGCGGCAGGAGCGGCUGCGGCGCCGCAGGGCGCCGCAGGGCACCUGCUGUCGGCCGCGCUCUUCCGGGCGGCGGCCAAGUCGGGCAGCGUUGCCUUGCUGCGGUGGCUGAGAGACCGCGGCUGCGCCUGGGACUCGCGGGCGUGGGUGUCGGCUGCGGCCGACAGCAGCCAGGAGGUGGUGGAGUGGUUGGCGGAGGCAGGCUGCCCCAUGCCGGCCGACGGGGAGCCCUACCUGCUGCCGGCGUGCGAGGGCGACACGCCCAUGCUGCGCUGCCUGCACCGCCUGGGCUGCCCGCUGGGCCCGCCCGGCGGCGGCCUGCUCACACGCGUGCUGUCCACCCCGCUGGCCCCGGUGGACGGGGGCGCGUUGCGAGGGCUGAUGUGCCUGGUUGAGGAGCUAGGGUGCAGCGUGGACUGGGAGGCGGCCCUGCAAGGCACCGAGACGUGGCGAGGGCGGGACAAGGAGGAGGUGGCGGCGUGGCUGCGGCGGCUGCGGGGGGAGAGGGAAGGGCGGGAAGGGCAAGAGGCGGCGGGGAGGCAGGCGGCGGCGUGACCUUGGCACAUGUGCGGGCAGGAGAGGCUGGAGAGCGCGAGGGAACAGAAACAAGUAAUGAAGGUGU